AUGAAUGAUAGCUAUGAUAGCUUAUUCAAAAUUUUGUUAAUUGGAGAUAGUGGUGUUGGGAAAUCCUGUUUACUCCUUCGUUUUGCCGAUGAUACCUACACAGAUAGUUACAUUAGCACAAUAGGAGUGGACUUCAAAAUUAAAACUAUAGAAAUUGAUGAUAAAAUAAUAAAAUUGCAAAUAUGGGAUACAGCGGGACAGGAAAGGUUCAGAACAAUAACAUCAUCAUAUUAUAGAGGAGCGCAAGGUAUUAUCAUAGUAUACGAUGUGACAGAUAGAGACAGUUUCAAUAACGUCAAAAACUGGAUAAUUGAGAUAGAAAAGUAUGCUUCGGAGGAUGUUCAAAAAAUACUGAUAGGGAAUAAAAUAGAUUUAAAAAAUGAUCGAAGUGUAAGUUAUGAAGAAGGAAAAGAAUUAGCCGAUAGUUGUAAUAUUCAAUUUUUAGAAACCUCAGCUAAAAUAGCCCAUAAUGUUGAACAGGCGUUUAAAACGAUGGCAUAUGAAAUAAAAAAUAAGUCUCAACUUGAAAAUCAGCAAAAAGGAAGGACACACAUAAACUUGAACGCAAAACCAGUUAAGGAUAAUAAAAAAAAGUGUUGCUAA
Plasmodium malariae is the source of this 603-nucleotide messenger RNA. Its product is annotated as ras-related protein Rab-1B, putative. Lineage: Eukaryota; Apicomplexa; Aconoidasida; Haemosporida; Plasmodiidae. Gene Ontology annotation, molecular function: GTPase activity; GTP binding. Bases 1 to 603 code for a protein of 200 amino acids. The transcript has 6 exons. The record is from RefSeq and is a predicted model, not a curated record.